This is a messenger RNA of Corythoichthys intestinalis (scribbled pipefish), 2880 nucleotides long. RefSeq names its product protein kinase, cAMP-dependent, regulatory, type II, alpha A (gene prkar2aa). The transcript has 11 exons. NCBI's taxonomy places the organism in Eukaryota, Metazoa, Chordata, Actinopteri, Syngnathiformes, Syngnathidae. Gene Ontology annotation, biological process: negative regulation of cAMP-dependent protein kinase activity. Gene Ontology annotation, molecular function: cAMP-dependent protein kinase inhibitor activity; protein kinase A catalytic subunit binding; cAMP binding. Gene Ontology annotation, cellular component: cAMP-dependent protein kinase complex. The coding region runs from base 667 to 1842 and encodes 391 amino acids. The record is from RefSeq and is a predicted model, not a curated record.
CGUGCAUAACGACUGGUUAGUGUAGCUAGCUGUUGGGAGGGGGGAAAAUCCAGGCGUGUUAAUUCUUUGCACGCGUCUCCCAUUGUAUUUAACAUUUCUAUUAGCAUUCCAACCCAGUUGGUUUUAUUUGGCGGUAUUUUGUCCCGUACUUGUGAAGUUUGGUGGAUCUGAUCCUGGAAUUUGUCCAUUGGCCACACUGUCGGCGCAAUACACGAACAGUGGGAGCUAACUGUCUAUUAGAUUAUUACCAGUAUAGCUUGUUGGCUAACCAGCUCCCUGCAAUUCUUAACAGUGAAGUCCCACCCUCCACGGAGUGCGUGGUCGUCGUGUCCGUGAAGCGGUACUCGCUCCGUCCCUCCCUUCUUCAACUCGGCGGGCAUCGGUGUUACUUGUUACUCCCCCGACUGGGCUAGCGAAGACAAACCUUUUAAGCCCCAGUACGUCGCUCAGUGACGCCAACUGCACUGUUGGCGCUACGUGGGGAAAGACGUGUCUUCGAGGGAUACGUUCGCUGUGGUCACCCCCGGCUCAGAGGUUCGGGUUUGAGAAAAGCGGCGGAAAACAGGAGUGAAAGAGGAAUACUACACGGCGAAGGAGGGGCUGGCUAGUUUAGCCGGUGUGGUUGAAUUCGCAUACGGAAAACACUGCCACUGAGCCAACACAACCAUGAGUAUUGAGAUACCGGUGGGCUUGAAGGAACUGCUGGAGGGCUACACCGUGGAGGUACUGCGACAACGACCAUCGGACUUGUUGGAUUUUGCCGUCCAGUACUUCACCCGCUUGCGGGAUACCAGGGGUCAUGAUGGGGCCAAUGAAGGUGGCAAGACAGGAAAGGGGGUGAUGUUUGAUGGGGAGCCGAUGCAAACGGAGUCCAAUGGAGAUGACGAUGAAGAUGAUGACUCUGACUUUGAACCUCCACCACCAAGCAGAUUCAACAGAAGAGUUUCAGUGUGUGCGGAGGCAUUCAAUCCAGAUGAUGAUGAUGAAGACACAGAACCCAGAGUAGUUCAUCCAAAAACAGAUGAACAGCGCUGCAGACUGCAGGAGGCCUGUCGAGACAUCCUGCUCUUCAAAACGUUAGACCAGGAGCAGUUCUCUCAAGUGCUUGACGCAAUGUUUGAAUUACGGGUUCAGCCUCAAGAGCAUGUGAUUGACCAGGGAGAUGAUGGGGACAACUUUUACGUCAUUGAGCGAGGCGUGUAUGACAUUGUGGUGUCAGGAACAUGCGUUGGUCAAUAUGACAAUAAGGGCAGCUUCGGUGAGCUUGCACUCAUGUACAACACCCCACGUGCAGCUACCAUCAUUGCCACUCAAGAGGGAUCGCUAUGGGGUCUGGAUCGUGCAACGUUUCGUAGACUCAUUGUCAAGAACAAUGCCAAGAAGCGAAGGAUGUACGAGUCUUUUAUAGAAUCUGUGCCCUUACUCAAAUCCCUGGAGGCAACAGAGAGGAUGAAGAUAGUGGACGUAUUAGGGGCAAAACAGUUCUCCGAUGGUGAACGCAUCAUCACACAGGGAGACCGUGCUGACUGCUUCUACAUAGUAGAAUCAGGAGAGGUCAAGAUCAUGAUGAAGAGUAGAACGAAGGCCGACCAUGCAGACAAUGCGGAGGUGGAAAUAGCACGCUGUAGCAGGGGUCAGUACUUUGGGGAGCUGGCCCUGGUCACUAACAAGCAUCGGGCUGCUUCUGCCUACGCAGUGGGCAAUGUCAAAUGUUUGGUAAUAGACGUACAAGCAUUUGAGCGCCUCCUGGGCUCCUGCAAAGAGAUCAUGAAGAGGAACAUCGCCCACUAUGAGGAGCAGCUGGUGGUCCUGUUCGGCUCGAGCAUGGAUCUGAGAGACUGAGCCUCCCACUUCACCCUCCGUGCCUUCUAUGACAUACAGACAUAUACAGUGAUGACACAGACUCAUAAUAAGCUUUACCCCUAUUGUCCAAACACGAGAAAUUGUAAUCGGCCCACAUGCAUAGGAGUGAAAUAGAAUCAUCCUUUGCAUUUACACUGACACAACCACCUACUUAUCUCCUUACACGUGCACUCACGAAUAAAUCUCCACUUACAAACCUAUUAAUUCAGGCCAUAACUCCCUCCCCCUACUGAACCCCCACCACACCUCCAGCUUGAAGCUUUCAGCACGAGUUGUUUUGGCUGCUGUCACCUGUUUGCAGGUAAAGCAGGAAUGGAACAAAAAAGGAAAACACUCCAUUUAUGACAUUUCAGAAACGCUAACUCACAAUUCUUUCCAUUCACGAGCGCUUUAACAGCUCCAAGUUGCCUCAGCCAAGGAGAUAGGCACGCAUGCACUCACUGACAAACACAUAGACACGGGAGAGUACACUUAUUAAACACAAAACACACUUGAAAAAACACAUUCAGUGGAGCUGACAAACUUUAAAAAGAUGUUGAGGAAAAUGCAAAAAAAAGUUUAAUGAAAAGUUUUAAAACAUUUUAUGAAGAUAAAACAUAAGCUUUGAUAAAAUAUUUAAAUAUAUAAUAGAAGUGUUUUCCUCCAUGAGAGGCCGAGGUGCAGAACAACAUGAGAACACUCAGUUUCGUCCUCAACUGUUGUUAAUUGAGUUCAGUUAGUGCUGGUGAUUAUUACCGUACCACAAAAGUAGUGGUAAAAACAAUAAAAUCCUUCAGUUCUGGGACUUUGUUAUUCUCUCGUUGAUGCCACACUUUGUUGUAUUGAAUUAAUUAUUAUUGUGUUGUUAUGUAUUCAUUUGUUUUAUUUUAUUUUGACCAGCUGAUCAUUUCACCCCUUACAUCUCUGUAAAAACAAAGAUAAAAGCUAAUAAAAAAUAUUAGUGAUCAUUUCUCCACGAUUAUCUUAAAUGAGUUGUCCUGGAUGAAAAAGAAAAAUAAAGCAAACAUUUUGUUAAAA